This is a messenger RNA of Brassica rapa (field mustard), 607 nucleotides long. RefSeq names its product nucleoside diphosphate kinase 1-like. Gene Ontology annotation, biological process: CTP biosynthetic process; UTP biosynthetic process; GTP biosynthetic process. Lineage: Eukaryota; Viridiplantae; Streptophyta; Magnoliopsida; Brassicales; Brassicaceae. The record is from RefSeq and is marked provisional. Gene Ontology annotation, molecular function: nucleoside diphosphate kinase activity.
GACGAGUUUACUGCUACAAAGAUCUGACAAUGGAGCAAACUUUCAUCAUGAUCAAGCCCGACGGCGUCCAGAGGGGUCUGGUCGGUGAAAUCAUCUGCAGAUUCGAGAAGAAGGGUUUUACUUUGAAAGGUCUAAAGCUGAUCACUGUGGACCGUCCUUUUGCUGAGAAACACUACCAAGAUUUGUCUGCCAAGCCUUUCUUCAGUAGCCUUGUUGAUUACAUCAUCUCUGGUCCAGUCGUUGCAAUGAUCUGGGAGGGGAAGAACGUUGUUUUGACAGGAAGGAAGAUCAUUGGAGCAACUAACCCUGCUGCUUCUGAACCAGGAACCAUCCGGGGCGAUUAUGCUAUUGACAUUGGCAGGAACGUGAUCCAUGGGAGCGACUCAGUGGAGAGUGCUAACAAGGAAGCUGCGUUGUGGUUCCCUGACGGACCUGUCAACUGGCAGAGCAGCCUUCAUUCUUGGAUCUACGAAUGAUUCUACCCUUUGUGGUUGUUUGUUACCCUUUUUAUCCUUUGGUUAUGAAUCGAAACAUGUCUCUCCGUUCUUUUUGUUAGCUUUGUUACUUGUCUUCUUCCGUGGCAAUCUAUGAAAACCUAUCUUGAAUC